UCGGUCUUGGGGGUGUCUGUGGGUUCUGGGGGCCUGGUGGGUUCUGGACUGGGCAGGUUUUGAGUGAUCUAGAAUCUAUGGUGCUCUAGAUCCUCGAUAGAGCAGUGGUGCUUGGUUGGGGCAGGCCUCUGUAAGGGCCCAGAAUGAAAGCCUAGAACUGGAGGAGGGCUCUGGUUCAGUGGGUUCUAGAGCUGGGGUGCUUUGGGUGACCUAGAACCAUUAGGCUCUAAAUUAGUUCCAGAGAAGGAGCCCUGCGCAGGGGGCUGGCGGGCUCUGUGGAUCAAGAAUGAGUGUCUAAAGCCAAGGGGUGGCUCUGGAUUAUCCUGGGGGGGGGUCCUGGGGUCUAGAGCAAGGUGGCUUUGGGUGACCUAGAACAGUGUUUCUCAACCUGUGGGUUGCAACCAGUGUCACUGGGUGCCCAUCAGUAGCUACCUGAAUGAACAGGUAGCAUUUCCCCUCAUCAGUGCCCCUCAUCAUACCCCUGCCGUGAGGGAUCCUAGUUUUCCCAGUACUUCCCACUGUCCCUGUGCUUCCUCUGCCAGUAUCUGCAGGGGUGCUAUAUGGAAGAAUUCACAAGGAUAUAUGGGUUGUGAAUAAACUUUAAAAAUGUAUUUAAAAAUAUGGGAAGCGGUGGCUUUUCCCUUGCCAGGUGGCAGAGUUCCAGCUUGCAAGGGGCUGCAUGGGGUCUCCUUUGCCCCACACACUUGCCCCCUGCCCCACACAUGGGGGAGGGGGGGGCAGCAGGUUGGGAGGGGCAUUAGGCCAUGACUGGCCAUUGAUGCUUAUAAAUGAGUCUUGGUACAAAAAAGGCUGAGAACAGCUGAUGCAGAACUGAGGCUGUAUCUGGCUUCUAAACCAGAGCCUUCCACAGUCUGCACCGGUCACAAACAAGAGUCUGGAGCCAAGUUCUGGGUUGCCCCAGGAGUGUGGUGGGUUCUAGAUCAGGGAGGCCUUGUGUGACCUAGAAGCAUUACAGUUUCUAAUUGGGGCUGCUCCAUGAUGGGGCAGGUUGUUGUAUUGUUCUAGAACAGGUCUGAGGCAGGUGUUUUCUAGAACAGACUUCAAACAGGAAGAGAGGCAGAUCUUUAAGCAUCUAGAGCAGAGUGGGACUGAAGCUUGGGGCCAGGGCUGGACUGAGGAUGGGUGCUUGUUCUUGACCAUGUUUUGCAACUGCUUUGGGAGCGAAGGCUCUAGAAUGAGUUACUGUUUUAGAUCUUAGUCCGGUACAUGCCAUGAGGUGGAGACAUUAGAGGGUCGUGUCUGCAACCUGGUGAUGGAAACACUUGGAACCCAGUUAAGUCAGCACCAGGAAUCCGCUUGCACCCAGCGCCCGCCCUUCUGGGGGCUCCCCCAGCUGGGCCAGCAUGGAGCCGGGGGGCUCAAACCCACUGCAGGACCCAGCCCAGGUGGACGCCAUGUCAUCAGAUGACUUUGACAUCGUCAUUGAGGCAAUGCUGGAGGCUCCCUACAAGAAAGAGGAGGCCCAGCCGGGACCCUCAAAGGCACCAGCUGAACCCCCGGCAGCUCAGCAGCAGCCUCCGGAGGAGCCAAGCAAGGAGGCCAAGAAAGAGAGCUCCAGCAGCAGCAAGAAGAAGAAGAGUCGGAGCCGCAGCCGGAGCCGUGACCACAGACACAGCCGGGACCGAGACAGGGAACGGCGGCGCCGCAGUCGGAGCCGGGAGCGCCGGCGUGAGGAGCGUUCCCGCUACCGCAGCCCUCCACCUUCGGGGCGUCGCUUUGGCCACAGCAAGAGUCCCCUGUACCGAGAGAAGAGCCCUGUGCGGGAGCCGCUGGGCAGUCUGAGCCCUGAGGAGCGGGACGCCCGCACAGUCUUCUGCAUGCAGCUGGCCGCUCGCAUCCGCCCCCGUGACCUCGAGGACUUCUUUUCCGCUGUUGGCAAGGUGCGGGAUGUGCGCAUCAUCUCGGACCGCAACUCACGCCGCUCCAAGGGCAUCGCCUAUGUGGAGUUUUGUGACAUCCAGGCUGUGCCGCUGGCCAUCGGGCUCACGGGGCAACGCCUACUGGGGGUGCCCAUCAUUGUCCAGGCCUCCCAGGCGGAGAAGAACCGGCUGGCAGCCAUGGCCAAUAACCUGCAGAAGGGCAGUGGGGGACCGAUGCGCCUCUACGUGGGCGCCCUGCACUGCAAUAUCACCAAGGAGAUGCUGCGGGGCAUCUUUGAGCCCUUUGGCAAGAUUGACAGCAUUGUGCUGAUGCGGGACCCAGACACUGGCCAGUCCAAGGGCUACGGUUUCAUUACGUUUGCAGAGGCAGAGUGCGCACGCCGGGCGCUGGAGCAGCUGCAUGGCUUCGAGUUGGCUGGACGCCCGAUGCGCGUGGGGCAGGUGACAGAGCGGCUGGAUGGCACCCCUGACGUCGCCUUCCCCGAUGGCGCCGAUGAGCCUGACCCGGCUGGUGCCUCUGGCCGCCUACAGCUCAUGGCCAAGCUCGCUGAGGGCUCCGGGCUCCAGCUGCCUGGCACAGCUGCGGCCCAGGCUGCCCUGCAGCUCAAUGGCGCCAUCCCCCUGGGGGCCUUGAACCCCGCUGCUCUCACAGCCCUGAGCCCAGCACUGAACCUGGCCUCGCAGACGCUGGCCUCCCAGUGCUUCCAGCUCUCGGGGCUCUUCACCCCCCAGACCAUGUGAGUGAGGGUUGGGGCCGGGGCGGAGCCUAGUGACUAUGGGAGAAGGGGCAAGGCCAAGGCAGUGGUGG
Alligator sinensis (Chinese alligator) is the source of this 2709-nucleotide messenger RNA. It is a transcript of the gene RBM23, whose product is annotated as RNA binding motif protein 23. Gene Ontology annotation, biological process: mRNA processing. Gene Ontology annotation, cellular component: nucleus. NCBI's taxonomy places the organism in Eukaryota, Metazoa, Chordata, Crocodylia, Alligatoridae. The record is from RefSeq and is a predicted model, not a curated record. Bases 1365 to 2642 code for a protein of 425 amino acids. Gene Ontology annotation, molecular function: RNA binding. The transcript has 15 exons.